Molecule: messenger RNA, 3296 nt
Organism: Drosophila persimilis
Lineage: Eukaryota; Metazoa; Arthropoda; Insecta; Diptera; Drosophilidae
Gene: Fbp1
Product: fat-body protein 1
Exons: 2
Coding region: 68-3085 (1005 amino acids)
Source: RefSeq, a predicted model, not a curated record
CCAAGUGCCAAGCCUACAGAAGUGAACAACACUCGUAAUCCAGAGACCAAUCUGAGAAGCCAGCAAGAUGAACAAAAUCCUGCUACUGAUGGCCUGUGCGGUCACUCUGGUCGCCGCUGGACGUAUUGCUGUGAAUCCAGGCACGGCUCAGGGUAUAGGACGCAUGUCUCUUGGGGAUGUGCAACGUCAAAGGUUUAUCCUGGAUAUUGUGCAGAACAUCCAUGAGCCACUGCAGAAUGAUGAACUCAUCCGACUGGAUCAGGGUUUGAUUGUGGAACCUCAGCGUUACCGCGGCGGUAUUGAUGGAGAGAUGCAGCACGUUAUUGACUUGGAUCGCCAGCGGCGUCUCCUGGACGAGCAUCAGAUCUGCUCGGUUGUCCGCGUGGAGGACGUGCAGCAGCUUCGUGGCAUUUAUCGCCUGCUGGUCAGGGCCGUGGACUUCGAGACUCUGCAGCGCAAUGUCGUCUACCUACGGAGGAACAUCAAUCCCGUCCUGCUGAUUAAUGCCUUGGUUCGAGCCAUACGCGAUCGCGAGGACACCCAGUCCCUGAUCGUGCCCGCUGUCCAAGAGCUGCUGCCCGAACUGUACCUGGAUCCCCAGGUUAUUGAGCGUGUUCAGCGCAUUCAACUGGAGCAGACCCAGCGCCCCACACUCAUCGAUGUCGUCGGCUUGGGUCAGCAUCCCAUGAAUCCCAUGAUGAACAUUUUCAAUCCAUUGCGGCAAAUGCGUAUGCAGAUGGCGUUGGCUAGGCAGCAAGCACAAAAGUCGCGUCUGUCCUUGCUUGGAAAGAACCGUGUGGUGAUCCCCAUUGAGGGACAGGAGCAGGGCCAAGGCAUUUCCCUCCUGACCGACGAUAUCGGCCUGCGCAACUUUGUCCAGAACCUGAUUCAGGAAUUGGCCCUUGUAGAGGGUGAGUCGCAAGAGGUUCCGCAGCAACGCAUUCCCCAAGAGUUGGAACAGGAUCAAGAUAUGGAUAUCAAUACUGGACGAUUGCUCUAUGUGAACCGUCGUCGCCUCCAGCAACAGCAGCAGGAAGAGGAUCAGGAUCAGCAGGAGAACAUCUAUGGCAGCGAGAGGGCGCGCUUUAUGCGUGUUCUGCGUCGUGACAACAACGAUGAUGAUGAUGAGGACGAUGAUGAAGACGUGAUUAAGAUGGGUCGUGUGCCUCUGCACCGUGUAAUCGGGCAGCGAAACAUUAACUUGGGUGGCCGCAACGAUUUGCCCACUGUGAAUGCUAACAGCGAUCGCCUCUUGCACGUCAACCGCCGCCGAAUGAACAGCAUCCAGCAGGAACAAGUGCAGCAGUCAGGAGGUCAGCGUUUGCCAGGAUUGAUGCGCGGUAGCCGGUACAGCGAAGGACGUCGAGUAGUUGAAGAGCAGGAUCAGGAUCAGGAUCAGAUCCAACAUCGGUAUGGAAAUCAGGUGGAAAGCUAUGCAGAUCAACUGGAGAGCGUCAGCCGCGACGAUGAGCGUCUGGUGCACAUCAAUCGUCGUCGCCUCAACCAUGCCGGCGUCAGCCAGCAGCAGAAAAUGGUCCCCCGUCGUGUGGCCUCCAUCGGUGAGGUACGUCAAGUGCUCGAUCGGCCCAUCCAAGAUGAGGACAUCCUGAAGCUGAUACGCAGCGAUCAUCGUCUGUCCAUCAUGAGUGACGACGAGAUCUUGGCCAUGCUGCAGCGAAACCGUGAGAAGCGUCUACAUAAUUUGACGGACAACGACGUCGAUGACGAGCAGUUGCAAGGUUUGAAUGAAGAGGAGAAGCUGGAGCAGCGCGUCAGACAGGGCGAACGCUUCCGCCGAAGCCUCACCAGCCAUCGCCAGGAGCAGCAGGGUCAGGACUCCCGUCGGAGCGAGAUUCUUCUGCACAAUCUGCGCCAGUUGGUGGCUCGCCUGAACCAGGAGAGCAUUGGGCAGGGGCAGACCAUUGAUAAAAUGAAUGUGUGGCUCAACAAUCCACACCAGACCACAUCCGACCGGUAUGCCCUUCGCUUGAACCAGAUCCGCAUCGAUUCCCUGCGCAAUCGUCAGCUUUUGGAGCAGAUCAACCAAAUCAAACAGCACAUGCAGCAGGCCAUUGACCAGCUCAACAUUCACUCGAUCCGCGGUCAGUUCCAGGAGCAGCGCCAAGUGGAAGCUCUCAUUGCUGAUGUCCUGUUGGGCCACCUCGGCCAAGUCGGCAUCCUGCGAAUUGUGCGUGAGUUGAUCCAGGAAAACAGCCAGCAAAUCGAUCGCUCUGGCCUGGGUAUUCGCCUCAGCGAUCCUCUGAUCCGGUACACACUGCGCCGGAUUGUCAACAUCGUGGAUGAUCUGCGCGAGCAGCUCUUGGAUGGGUACAGGAGGGACCAGCUGGGCAUGCACGGUGUGUCCAUCAAUGAUGUGCGCGUUGACAAGCUGCGCACCCGCAUCGAGGAAGUCGACAUGGACCUGACGAACCUGAUUGGACAGCAGCAGCAGCAGCAAGGUCGACAAAUACAGCAGCAGCAGAUUAUCGUGGGCCGACAGCGCCGCCUGAACAACAAGCCCUUCCUCAUCGACAUGGACAUCAGCUCGGAGCGAGCCCAGGAUGUCAUCAUUCGUGUGUUCUUGGGUCCCAGCCUAGACUCCCAGGGUCGUGAGGCAACCUUGGACGAGCGCCGACGUGAUUUCCUCCUGCUGGACGUCAUCAACGUGGAGCUGCAGUCGGGCACCAAUCGCAUACAGCAUCGUUCUAUCGACAUUCCGUGGACCAGCCGAGAUGUCACGCCCCUCAGUGAGAUCUAUCGCCGUGUGAUGAUGCACCUGCGUGGUCAGCAGGAGUUGGAUAUCCAGGAGUUGGUCGGCGAGAAUGGUCGUUUCCCACAGCGUCUUCUCCUGCCCCGUGGCCGCCCUGAGGGCCUGCCCAUGCAGCUCCUUAUGAUUGUCUCCCCAGUUCUGGAACAGCAGGAAAGGAGGAUCAUUCCCAGCAUCAGCUUGGGCAUUGGCUCUGCCUCGCUGCAGGACGUCCGUCCCCUCGGCUACCCCCUGGAUCGUCCCAUCACUAACGAGCAGGAGCUGCUCCAGCUGCCGAAUGUCCACCUGCAGGAUGUGGUUAUUGUCCAGGAGAACUAAGCUUGAACGGAUUACCAACCGACCGACCGACCACCCGCUCUGUACCCCACUUGGAAGCCCACGAAACGAACCUUAGCUUUUAGUUAAACGAACCUAAAUCAAUUUACUGUAGCAACAAUUUUUUUUUUGUAUAAUCUUGUAAUCGUUGUACAUUUAUAACUAUAUUAACUCUGAGUAAAAUCUUUGCAAUCGAUGCAAAAAAGCAUUAAAA